UUAAUAACAUACGACUCAAAAAGGCUACACUAUCAUACUUCUCGCACUAGCCUACAGGUUUUCUUAUUUGUUGUUUCCGUCGCACAAUUGCUAAGUCGAAAAUCUGUGUGGCUGGUAAACACAGCUUUUCGUUCUAGUAAAAUAAAACGAACCCAGUCAUUAGUAAUAGUUUAAAAUACAAGCGUAAUCAUUCCGUAGCAUUUAGAAUAAUUCAGUCGAGUUGUUGUUGCCGCCAUCGACUCUCGCAAAAUGCCCGCAGUGCGCAAAUAUCGUCGCGAAACAAGUGAAAUCAGUUGCUGCCUCAAAUAUUUGCUCUUCACCAGCAAUGUACUUAUUUGGCUGACAGCGCUUCUUGUGCUCGCCAUUGGCAUUUGGGCCUGGAUGGAAAAGGAUAUGUUCCGGAACAUCAGCAAGCUCACGUUUAUCGCACUGGAUCCCGCUUUUGUGCUCAUCAUAUUGGGCACCAUCACCUUUAUGCUGGGCUUUAUGGGCAGCGUGGGUGCACUGCGCGAAAAUACCUGCCUCUUGGGCGCCUAUGCCAUAUUCUUAAGCGUGCUGCUACUGAGUGAGAUUGGCUUUUGCGGGCUGGCGUUUGUGCUCAAGGACAAAGGCUGGAUUAAAGAUCAGGCCACCGAGGGCCUGAGAGCUUUCAUCAAACACUACCGCGAGGAUCCCGAUCAGCAGAAUCUUAUAGAUUGGAUACAGGAGGAUUGGCUGCAGUGUUGCGGCAUUGAUGGGCCCAAGGAUUGGGAUAGCAAUAACUAUUUCAAUUGCUCCUCGAUCGCAAUCGGCAGCCGCGAGGCGUGUGGUGUGCCCUUCUCCUGCUGUCGCCGGCGACCGCAGGAGGUUAUCAAGAACAAGCAAUGCGGCUACGAUGUGCGCAAGGAGGGCUAUGGCAUGGAGCUGUCCAAGAUUAUUUAUGAAAAAGGCUGCGUCCAGGCUGGCGAAGAAUGGAUUGAGCAUAAUUUAAUUAUCAUUUCCACGGCAGCUAUCGGUGUUAUGUUUUUCCAGAUUCUGGGCAUUUGUUUUGCGCAAAACCUACGCGCCGAUAUCUAUACACAAAAAUCCAAAUGGCACUGACAAAUGGCGCACGCUGCCCCCACAGCACUCUAGACAGACAAAGUAUUUUUUACUGGAUAAUCUCCAUUUGCCAAUGAACACAAUAUUUCAAGAACUUAAGAAAAGCAAAAGCACAAGGAAAAACUUAAAUUUUGCAAAAGCAAAUUUAAAUUUAAUAAACAUUAAAAAAAGUCGAGAAAUUUCUCAAGUUUUGUAAACGCUACCGAAUACCGUAAGAGUCAAUUGAUAACGAGCUAAAUUACGAUUAACAAAAUGCCAGUCAGUGAAAGAAAUUAAGGAAAAUGUAAUUAAUUAAGCAAUGUUUAUUAUAAUAAUAACAGCUAAGAUUAGCAAAUAUUAUAUAUACUAUAAAAGGCUUGACAAGGUUGUUGUGGUCAAUCAAUAACUGCUUCUAAUAAAACAAAUAAAGAAACGCUUGUAAAUUAUAAUAAAAAAUACAACGUCUGGAGUCUACUUUUGCGCCUCACUGGACUCACCGUCCAGCUGAGCAACUGCAUCGAACUGCACGGCCGGCAGCUCCGCACCGUUGACGGUUUUAUUGCAACGUUGAUACUCGAGCAGCACCAAAGAGUUUUGGCCCACUUUCAGCAGCUCGUUGGGCACGUAGAGCGUUAUCUGUGGCCCGGCCAGUGGCCAGUAGCGUCCCAAAUUGAAGCCGUUCACAUAGGCCACACCCUUGCCCCAGCCAGCGACAUUCAGAUAGGUGUCGCCCACCUCGGAUACCUGAAAGCUGCCCGUAUAGAGAAUGGGUCCAGAGCGUAGCAAACGCUGCUGGGCAAUGGUCGGCUCCAGGGCAGCGUUCAUCUCUGUUUGCUUCUGGCGCCAUGCCUCUACGGUGUACGCCUCCAGUGGAUAGCCAGUGGUUGUCCAGUUGUCCAGCGGCAGAGCACCGCCAUUGUGCAGCUGCAGCGUUA
Messenger RNA from Drosophila montana, 1994 nucleotides. It is a transcript of the gene Tsp26A, whose product is annotated as Tetraspanin 26A. Bases 250 to 1080 code for a protein of 276 amino acids. The record is from RefSeq and is a predicted model, not a curated record. The transcript has 6 exons. NCBI's taxonomy places the organism in Eukaryota, Metazoa, Arthropoda, Insecta, Diptera, Drosophilidae. Gene Ontology annotation, cellular component: plasma membrane.